AUGGCGACUACAGGCAAUCAAAACCAAGGUGUCCAUCAAUCAGCACUUCCCAUUUUUGAUGGGGAAAAUUAUGAUUUUUGGUAUGUGAAGAUGAAGACCAUUUUUCUCUCAUAUGAUUUAUGGGAUUAUGUUGAAGAUGAAAUUAUCAAUGCUUCUAAAGCAAAGGAGGCAUGGGAUAUUCUCGAGAAGAAGUAUAGAGGCAGCACGAAGGUGGUAAAUCAAAUGAAGACCUAUGGGGAAGAUAUUUCUAUUCAAAGAAUUGUUGAAAAAAUUCUGAUUAGUUUGCCGGAAAAAUAUGACUCUAUUGUUGCUGUUAUUGAAGAGACUAAAGAGUUUGAAAACUUGAGUGUUGAAGAAUUGAUGGGUUCCAUUAAAGCAUUUGAGCAAAGGUUGAAUAGGCGCUCCAAAAAGACAAUUGAAAGUGUUUUUCAAUCCAAGCUCAAUGUUAGUUCCAAAAAUCAAGAAAAAUACCCAUCAAGUUUUGAUCGAUCCAAAGGUGAAUCUUCUAGAGGUGGAAGACACGAAAGAGGAAGAGGAAGAAAUAAUUUUAAGAGAAGUAGAAAUAGAGAGUCCACUCAACAAAAUUGUGGAAUUUGCAAGAGAAGUAGCCAUGUUGACAAAGAUUGUUGGUUUCGGGGAAAACCUCAAUGUUUCAAUUGCAAGAAAUUUGGACAUGUUCAAAAAGAUUGCCGUUUGAAAACAAAUCAGCAAGCUAAUUUUUCCGAAGAGCAAGAAGGUGAAGCGAGCAUGUUUUAUGCUUGUCACACGACAUCAGAACAAAAGGAUGAUGUGUGGUUUCUUGAUAGUUGGUGUAGUAACCACAUGACCGGAGAUAAAAAUAUAUUCUUGGAGAUUGAUUCUUCAUCAAAUUCUCAAGUGAGGAUGGGAAACGGUGCCUGA
Messenger RNA from Cornus florida, 900 nucleotides. RefSeq lists its product as uncharacterized. Gene Ontology annotation, molecular function: nucleic acid binding; zinc ion binding. The transcript is spliced from 3 exons. Lineage: Eukaryota; Viridiplantae; Streptophyta; Magnoliopsida; Cornales; Cornaceae. The record is from RefSeq and is a predicted model, not a curated record. The coding region runs from base 1 to 900 and encodes 299 amino acids.